AUGAGAAUAUUGGAGAAACGAUUACGACAACGGAUAGAUGGAGAUGAGGAAUUGUGGUUCAUGUCGGAAACGGGCCUAACCAUGUUCACUAUGAAAGCCUUGUCAAAUCUCAUAACCACUGGCUCUUCUUUGAUGAUGAGAAUGUUGAAACGAUAG
Messenger RNA from Eruca vesicaria subsp. sativa (arugula), 156 nucleotides. The record is from the annotation of a GenBank genome assembly. NCBI's taxonomy places the organism in Eukaryota, Viridiplantae, Streptophyta, Magnoliopsida, Brassicales, Brassicaceae.